This is a messenger RNA of Lonchura striata (white-rumped munia), 1087 nucleotides long. The record is from RefSeq and is a predicted model, not a curated record. NCBI's taxonomy places the organism in Eukaryota, Metazoa, Chordata, Aves, Passeriformes, Estrildidae.
CGGCAGCUCCUGGAAAAGGUGCAGAACAUCUCGCAGUCCAUGGAGGUGCUGGAGCUGCGCACGUUCCGGGACCUGCAGUACGUGCGCGGCACCGAGGCGCUGCUGCGGGCGCUGGACUCGCGCCUUCGCGGCGCCGCCGAGGGGCCCCGGGCCCUGAGCGCCCGCGGCUUCCAGGAGCUGAAGGAGAAGAUGCGCGAGCUGCUGCCGCUGCUGCCGGUGCUGGAGCAGUACAAGGCGGACUCGCGGCUCAUCGUGCACCUCAAGGACGAGGUCCGGAAUCUUUCGGGAAUUCUCUUGGAAAUCCAGGAGGAGAUGGGCGCCUACGACUACGAGGAGCUGCAGCGGCGCGUGCUGCUGCUGGAGGCGCGCCUGCACGCCUGCCUGCAGAAACUGGGUACGGAAAUCCCCAAAAAUCCACCAUUUGGGGUCAAAAAACCAAAAAAAAAACCCAGGAUGCUCUACACCUGGAACAACGGCCACCAGGUGCUCUACAACGUCACGCUCUUCCACGUGGUGGGCGCCGCCGGCGAGCUCUGAGGGGCGUCGGCACAGGGAGGACGCGCGGGAGUUCGGGGGUCAGGCGUCCCGCGCUUCCACUCGUGGGCGUGGAUGAAGGGAGAGAAAAUUCCGGAAUUUUGGGUUUAUGGCUUCCACUCCUGGGCGUGGAUGAAGGCAGAGAAAAUUCCGGAAUUUUGGGUUUAUGGCUUCCACUCGUGGGCGUGGCCAAGGGGAGAGAAAAUUCCGGAAUUUUGGGUUUAUGGCUUCUCCUCUUGGGUGUGGACGAAGGGAGAGAAAAUUCCGGAAUUUUGGGUUUAUGGCUUCUCCGCUUGGGCGUGGAUGAAGGGAGAGAAAAUUCUGGAAUUUUGGGUUUAUGGCUUCUCCUCUUGGGCAUGGACGAAGGGAGAGAAAAUUCUGGAAUUUUUGGUUUAUGGCUGCUCCUCUUGGGCCUGGCCAAAGGGACAGAAAAUUCUGGAAUUUUUGGUUUAUGGCUUCCACUCGUGGGCGUGGACGAAGGCAGAGAAAAUUCCGGAAUUUUGGGUUUAUGGCUUCCACUCCUGGGCAUGGACGAAGGGAGAGAAAAUUCCGG